UGCGAUUUGUAGGCGCAUGCGUUUCUGGUCGAAGGUCAUUCAUCAUGGCGGGUCUCGCUCCUGGAACGGCGAAGAAUAUUUCCAAGACCAAGCUUCAGGCCUUCAGUAUUGGUCAGAUGAACUUGACCAAAAAGAAGUCCAAAAGAAUAGAAGAUGAACUCAAGAAAAAGGAACAAGAGAAAGAAACUGCCAAAAUCUUUGAGGAGUUUGUUGCUUCCUUUGAAGAAGCGCCGUCGACAUCAAAGUCAUUCAUCAGAGGAAAUACAAUAAAUCCAGAAACAAAAGUUGAAAGGUCAGAUGGCAAGACUGGUAAGCUCUACAAACCAACUUCAAAGAUUGCCGAGUCUGUGUAUGCUAAACAACAGAGGGCGAUAGAGGAAGCGCAGAAAGCUAGAGCAGAAAGUCAAAAAGCCAAGCUGAAGAAAGAGAAGGAGAGAGAAAAACAGAAGAAGAGCAACUUGGAACUUUUCAAAGAAGAAUUGAGAGUACUCCAAAAAGAGAGGGAAGAGAGACAUAAAUUGAGGAAGGCAAGGGGGGAUGAAGAUGAUUAUGACGAACCUAUUCUGCCUACGCCGCCCAGCAGCUCCGCUGGAUCUGCUUCUGAAAUCAGACUGCCAGCAGGGAUAGAGGAGUAUAAUUACGGGUCACAUGACUACGGAGAUCCUAAUACAACAAACAUCUUCCUUGGGAGUAUCAACCCAAAGAUGAACGAGGAGAUGCUAUGUAAGGAGUUUGUUCAGUACGGUCCUCUGGCAAGUGUCAAGAUCAUGUGGCCUAGGACGGACGCUGAGAGGCAAAGGAAUAGGAACUGUGGUUUUGUGGCCUUUAUGAAUCGCCGGGAUGCUGAGCGGGCCAUGAGAGCCCUGAAUGGCAAAGAAAUCAUGAACUAUGAGAUGAAGCUAGGGUGGGGCAAGGCAGUGGUCCUGCCACCCCACCCCGUCUACAUCCCGGAGGCCAUGAUGGAACUCACCAUGCCCCCGCCCCCGUCCGGCCUACCCUUCAACUCCCAACUCAAGAAGAGCUCCAAGCGAGAAGCCCCCAAGCUGCCACCCCCAGGGAUCGCUCUCACCUUGGAGGAAGAGCAGGAGCUUCAAGAGACCUUAAAAGAAGCUGUUGUUAAAGUGGUUAUCCCGACCGAAAGGGCUCUGCUUCAAAUCAUCCAUCGUAUGAUCGAGUUUGUCGUCAACGAGGGUCCCAUGUUUGAGGCGAUGAUUAUGAACAGAGAGAUAAAUAACCCCAUGUUCAGAUUCCUGUUCGACAACCAGACGCCAGCUCAUGUGUAUUACAGGUGGAAACUCUUCUCCAUACUUCAGGGCGAUUCCAUAACCAAAUGGUCAACGGAUGAGUUUCUCAUGUUCAAAGAUGGCUCAGUAUGGAGACCGCCCCCUAUCAAUCCGUACCAGCAAGGUAUGCCGGACGCCCUGGCACCAAAGCACGCCCUCAACAAAGCUCCUCUUCCACCACCUGAUCUCCCAAAGAAGAAAAUGCUCACAAAUCAUCAAAGGGAUAAGCUAGAGGACAUGUUGAGGGCGAUUACAAUGGACAGGUAUAAGAUAGGAGAGACGAUGGUGUACUGCCUGGACCAUGCAGACUCGGCAGAGGAGAUUGUUGAAUGUAUCGCCGAAUCUUUGGCUAUUCUAGAAACACCUCUCCCUAAAAAGAUUGGACGAUUCUUCUUAGUGUCGGACAUCCUCUUUAACUCCAGUACCAAGGUAGCCAAUGCCUCUUUCUUCCGCAAGUACUUUGAGAACCAUCUACCAGUCAUAAUGCAAGAUGUCCGAGAGACGUACAAAAGUAUUCAACAGAGACUGAAAGCUGAGCAAUUCAAGCAACGGGUGAUGGCUUGCUUCAGGAGUUGGAAUGACUGGGCCGUGUAUCCCAAUGACUUCCUGGUCCGUCUUCAGAACAUCUUCCUCGGGUUCCUAGACCAUGACUCUGCUAAGGAGGACAUACAGAUUAAAGACCCAGAGGCCCUUGCUCAACCAGAGGUUGAUCUGGAUGGCAUACCAGUUGAUGAAGCCAAGAAGACCAAGGUUGAUGCAGCAGAUUUUGAUGGUGUCCCCCUGGAAGAUGAACAAGAUCUUGAUGGUGCCCCUAUUCCCACAGAAGGUGCAGAAGAUCUUGACGGUGCCCCUCUAGAUGGUGACCCCAUUGAUGGUGCCCCUAUUGACGGUGCCCCUAUUGACGGUGCCCCUAUUGACGGUGCUCCCAUUGACGGCGCCCCCAUUCAGGAUGACGACGACCAGAGAUCGCUCACAAGCAGCGGUGGAUUGAAAUCAGAUGAGAGCAAAGGAUUUAAGGUUGCACCUUCCAAGUGGGAAACUGUUGACUCGUCUUUGUUGGAAGCCCAAGCCAUGACAACAUCAAAAUGGGAAACAUUGGCAGAGGAAGAAGAUGAAGUAGAAGAGCAAGAAGAACAAAAUGAAGAAGAGGAGAUGGAAGAAAGAGACGAGAAUGGAGAAGAUGGAGAGGACAGUGUACAGUCUUUAGCAACAGACUUCUAUAAAUCAUCUGAAAUGAAUGAAAUCAAGAGAGCAAAACUCAGGGAAAUCGAGGUGAAAGUGAUGAAAUUCCAAGAUGAUGUUGAGUCCGGUAGAAGAAGCAGGAAGAAGGACAUGACAUUACAGGAGCAGGUAGAAAGAUACAGACAUAAACUCAUGCAGAAGGAAAAGGAAAAAGAAGCCGAGAGACAGAGAUCAAAGAACAAGGACAGGGAAAGAGAUCGGCUCAAGGAGUUCGAAAGAGCUCGUGAAAGGGAACGCGAGAGAUUCGCCAAGGAACUAGAGGGUAGCUCCGGAGAGGAAGAAAUGAUGCCCAUCCCGUCCUCAAGGCGAGAUCGCGACCGAAAGCGUCGCAGAUCGCGCACCAGGUCGCGAUCACGAUCCCCGUCGAGCAGGCGCAGCACCAGCCGGAAAGGGUCCCCCGACUCGCUGUCAGUUCUCAGGGAAUACUCCGACUCUCCGUCAAGUCGUUCCCAUCGCUCAGGGUCACACUCUCCCAAGAGGACACCGAGCCACAGAUCAAGAUCGCCCAAGAAAUCUCGCAGGUCAAGGUCACGAUCAAGGUCACCGAGGAGGAGAAGGUCACCUUCACCAGGUAGAAGGUUGCAGAGGUCAAGGUCAAGGUCCCCACAUAGGAGGUCAAGCCAUAAGAAGAAAAGCAAACACUGACACCAGGAGCUGAGAUAAAAGACUCUUUGGACAUUCCUUUGUCUAAUUAUGUUCUUGAAGGCAAUUUGGUUAGACAAAGAACAUUAUGACUCUACACUUGUGAAAUUAUCAAUCUGAAUUAUGAUUCUACUUUUUCUAUUUCGUCCUAUACAGAACUGUUAUAAUCUGAGUCUGUGUAUCGAUCCUGCCUUGAAUGACAACUCUUCAUAUAGAACUCUGUAAUCUUUGAUAAUAGCCAUAAGAUAUUUGCUACCAAAACUGCACAGUCCCUUUGCAAAGCAAAUGGAAUUCACAGAAUUCAAUCAUCACUGGUUUAAUUCAUUUGGUACAGAAUAUGAGAUGCUGCAUUUCCAGUAACUUUCCACUGUCUAGUUUUUAUUAUCAAUUUUGUGGACUUAUUGCAAGCUGCAUUGUUAAAUUUGAACCUGGAGCACUUCAAGUUUUCAUUCUUCCUCCUUCAUAAACCUGUAUGGUAUAGUAUACAAGUAAUGCACGUAAGCGUGUGCAUGCAGGGCCAAAUAAUGAACGAUGUGCGAAAAGAGCCAAUAGAUAUACCGCACCAAGGUGCGCAGGACUGAGUGCGGUAUAUCCAUUUGGCGAGUCGAGCACAGAGUUCAAUAGUUAGGUCCUCUACGCACAAGAAUGUGUGCAUUGUUUGUUUCCCCCCCCCCCCAUGUUACUGAUUUGCCCCAAAUGCUAUAUUUUAUCUACAUUCUAGAUAAUUCCAGACGUUGCACUAUCCUGCAAUCUGGCGUCAGAGUGCAGGAUAGUACAUUUGGUAUGACGUAAGACGCAAUUCGCUGAAUAUCAUGUGGUCCGAUUUGGACCAAUCAGAUUACAGAACAUUCUUGGGAGUUGUGUAAUGUUACCUAUUCCACUGUUGAAACCCUACUCCAUAAUGCAUGAUAAAUGUGACCCUUUAACCCAAAACCAACAUUAAGUCACGAGAGAAGUUUCUCUGAAGAAAGCUGCAAUAGUAAUUUAGUCUUCAAAAAGUUAAAAUUUAGAAAUUCAGCUUGUUUAUAGGAAUAAUGCUAUUUCAACAUGCUGUCAAAAUUUAAAGUUGUAAACUUAAGACAAGAUUCAAGAUUUUUCAUCAAGAUGUUCCUUCACUGCUUGGAAGUUUCAUUGCAGGUGUACUCAUGAUUUAGUGAACCACAUAAUUCAAACCCUUUUUUUUCUCAUUCUUUGAAGCUCUCACUGAUUGUUUUUUACAUUCAACCAAGUAUUUAUGUCGGUUAUUAUUGAUUAAUUUUGACAAGGUAUAUAAUAUUUCAAAGCUUAGGGUGUGCUUUGAAUCUCAAUGAAUAAAUAAAAUUCAUUCUGUGAGACAUAUUAUUGGUGUUGGAUUGGCAGGUCACUAGGUUAUAAUUUUUGUUGCUAGGCUAGCUAGGCCAUGAUUCUUUGUUUGCAAGGAUUUAAAACAUUUGCUUAUCUGUAGAAAGACCACUAGUUGUUCCCUCUUUUUUUACUGUUUGAGCAAUGUUAGACUGGCUGAUUAUGCUUCUACACACAUU
This is a messenger RNA of Lytechinus variegatus (green sea urchin), 4687 nucleotides long. RefSeq names its product U2 snRNP-associated SURP motif-containing protein-like (gene u2surp). Gene Ontology annotation, molecular function: RNA binding. Lineage: Eukaryota; Metazoa; Echinodermata; Echinoidea; Temnopleuroida; Toxopneustidae. Gene Ontology annotation, biological process: RNA processing. The transcript is spliced from 22 exons. Gene Ontology annotation, cellular component: nucleus. The coding region runs from base 45 to 3170 and encodes 1041 amino acids. The record is from RefSeq and is a predicted model, not a curated record.